Pocillopora meandrina is the source of this 3415-nucleotide messenger RNA. The record is from the annotation of a GenBank genome assembly. Lineage: Eukaryota; Metazoa; Cnidaria; Anthozoa; Scleractinia; Pocilloporidae.
AUGCUGACCAAAUUUUCUCUUCAUCUGAUUGUCAUCAUGUCGCUGUUAGUUAUCGCAAGUCACGCAGGUGGGUCCGAACACCUGUUUUUGAGACGAGACCUAGACUUUGCUAUUUUCUAAGAUAAUGAUGUGACCCGAGAAAAAGGAAACAGGUUGUAAGAUGUUAUACCGCAAAUUCGCCAUUUAAAAUAAAGGUGUCCUUGAAAUUUAAACCCGGUUUUUAAGGGCUAUACAGAAAAUUCGCCAUCUAAAAUAGAGGUUUCCUUGAAAUUUAAACCCGGUUUUUAAGGGCUAUACAGAACAUUUCGCUAUGGCGCCUGACACACUAGGUGAUUCAUAACAUCUAUCACAGCUAUCGUCGUAAAUAGCCUACCGUAGCCUUCUACACGCCAAAGGCAAAUUUCGUUAUUUACUGCGAUCGGGUGUACAAAUAGUGAACUACCUAUAUCUAGAAAUUAGUAAUUCACCUUCGCUCUUCCUUGCGAAUCACCAAUACGGUCAAUUAAUCAAGAUUGGCGACUAGAUCUCGUGACUAAGAACAAAGAAGAUGAGCUUAGAGGUCGCAAUAUGCAAUAUGCAAUAGCUUGUAAAAUCACUUGCAUUGUAUGUCUUCAGCUUGACUGUCAAACCUUUAUGCUGGGAAAUGAAGUAUAAUUGACAAUUAUUCAACAAGCGCGCGUUGGAUAUGAGAUGAUAGACACUCAAAGAGUCCCGUGGAGCCGAGUUUGCCAUAAUCAUCUUAUCAAUAUCCAGCAAGCGCAAGUGGAAUGUGUUAUUUAAAAAGCCCCAAAUUAUGGAUAAAUAUUCCCAACUUUAUUUUGUAAACUUUAUAUUUUGACAUGUACACUCACUAUAUUUGUUGAGCAUGCAUGGUGUAAUGGCUCAUAAGCCAUGAUGGCUAAGCCAAUGAAAACUCAUGAAUUGCGUUACCCAAUGAUCCAGUUUCUAAUAAUGAAGUAUAAUCGAUCACUGCCACAUAAACUGCUUUUAUAUGACUCGUAAAAAUCAUUUACUGAAAAUAAAGGAAAUUUGCAAUACACCUAUUUUAUAUGAUUUUCGGCCUGAAAAAAUGGUAUUUCUGACGAAUGAGUCUGCGAAUAAGGCAGAAAUAAAUAUUUUGUCGGCACGAGAUACGACAUGGCCUGGGCCUUAGGCCCGAGCAUCAUGGGUAAUGAUGCAGUGGUAUAUAAAGGAAAGUAUAGCACGUGGUGUCCAUCUAGGCCUCAGAACCAACCGUUCACCUCUGGUUGAUGACAAAUUUAGUUUAGUUUGAAAACAUAUUUUCUUUAGCUGUGAAGCCUCGUAGGAUGGGCUGCCAACUGCUCUGAGUUUGGGCCAUGGUUCCUACCCAGAUUUCCUGUCAUGUUUUUUUCCCCAAAGGGGUUUUUUCUGGCAGGUUUUUUCUGGCCUCUGUAUAACCGUAGUUGUGUCCUUGUAAGCGGUUGCCCAUCUCUGUUAAUCCAGACUUGGCGAAGUUUGCAUGUUAGUAAUGUUUACCUUCUUUUUUCUUAAUGUGUAAGGAAUUGACUGUAUAUCAGGAUUGUAUAUGGUAUAUCAGUUGCGAAUAUAUGUAUGUAUGCAUGCCCCGGGCUAUAUAUGCCUCGCGUUGGUUCUCGGCAGGCUUCCUUAAAUAAACUUAUUUGGUGUACACUACUAUGUUAUUUGUUGUGUAGUGGAGACAAAAUCUGGUGCUUUUGACAGCUUUACUUUCCAGGACAAGAAAGUCAUCGAAUGGCUUCCAUUGGGGUCGAGCCAUUUUAAGAAUUUAGACAGUUUAUAAACCUUCUAGUUGUCUCUUACAGGUAGUAUCGCAAAGGUUGUUGACCACAGUAAAGGAGUGUACAUGCACGAUCAUCCUGAUUUCCCAUCGGUCAUGGGAGGUAAGCAUGUCGAACUCUGGAUGAAAUAUUGAAACAAUUACAUUAAAUUAAACUCAACAACUCUUCCACACUGUAGUUUACCUAUACAAGUCAACCCAUUAUAAUGUUAACAGAUUUGUGAAAUCGAAAUGGUUUAAAUGUCUUCUAAAUUUCUCUAUAACGGUCAAGAGUGGAUGAACUCAUAAUCUCGCGACAAUAUCUUUAUCCAUAUACAGUAGAGUUUGUUUGCUGAUACUGUUGUUAACCAAUGAAUUUGUAUGAGUAGAAUGGCCAGAACUGACCAGUGUAGACACUUCCGACUUAUUGAGGCUACCCCUCGAUCCAGGUUGUGCUACAUCAAAGACGCGUUUAGAAUGAUAUUAACAAAAUGAGAUCGAGGAUCAAGUUUGUAUAAUAUGUUAAAUUCGCAUAGGUGGGAGCUUAUUAUUGAUCAUUGUUAUUAUCUGUUAUCAUCAUGGCCAUGAUGACGCCAUUUUAGCUUUGCUACUCCUUGCUAGACCUAAAGCUACUCUCCAGCUUUUUGCGGGUGUCCUGGGCUGAGUGAGGCAUGUUGAGAUUAAGGCGACUUGCCCAGGGAACACAACACAAUGAAACGGCCUGGGCUCUAACCUAGAUGCGCAGUAGACCAAAGCAUAAAACAUGAGCCUCCCAUACUGAUCUCAAAUGGCUUCUCUUGAAAAUUCCGGCAAUAUAUCAUCUGGCAAACAAGUAAUGAGGAUAGACAGACUCGCCAACUUGACACAAUUAUCUUGAUGUAACAGAAAAUUCUCCCAACAAACUUACGAGAAAAUUCUUAGAAGCUGGCAGCAAGAAUUACUAAUCAGAUCAUUACCUUAUAACCAGGGCCCGGCGGUCCAUACCGCACUCACUACCUUCAUUCUCGGUUUGGAAUUGGUCACAGACGGAGGCGUGCAAUAACGAAUCUUAAGGUAUUUUUGACAGUUUUUAACCUUUCAAAAACAACUGACAGAAAUCCUCAUAAAAUUGAGUAGAAAAAUAAUCAAACGCACGCAAACCGAAAAACACUGAAAGAACAACGAGAAGACAGACAAACAAAAAUAAAAAAAUAAUAUAGAAUAAGAUAAAAAUCACUUACUUUAAAUUCAAAAUUCCUUGUUAUAGAAUUUAACUUCAAAGAAUUAUCAAAAAACAUUAAUUUUUGCUUUCUUUAUUAAUCAGGUCCAAAAUGAGGCAAGAUAGAUUCUGAUUUGUACAAGAAAUUUCCUGCUGAAUUUCAUUCAUGGCAUGAAAGUAGGAACAUAUUAAGAGAAACUGAACUCACAGAAUUGUGGUGUAAUGACCACGCAAUUAUGAGAGCUCCGAGCAUUUUUUGCGACUAAAUAUCUUAUUAAAUAUAUCUUAAUUGACGUCUCUGAUUCAAGACACUAAUUUCUUCCCAGAUCCGUCAUCAUUUGAUUGUUAACAUGCAUACAAAGCAAUUUUGUAGUCAGUGUUCAAGAGAUUUAACAGGUUUUGCUUCACCUCGCAUUGUAAUUGGUCUAGCAACUUUAUGCGAUCCUUUGAUCCAUCAAAUG